AAAUAAUCUAGUUCCAUGUUAAAAGGUCAACUAGUAGUAGUAGGGUUUAGGGUUUAGGGUAUCAAUUAUCACCAAAUGGUGCUCUCAUUGAGAGGUUUGAACACAAUCAAGUGAGAAAACCUCCCAAAAGAACCAAAAAUUCAUUCGAAUCACAAGAAAUAAAAAAAAACACAAGCUGGAAAUUCAACAACAAAAAAAGCUAGAAACUGAGAUAUGGAGUUGGCAAGCCUUCGUCAGUGAUGUGAUCGCCAUCUCGAUUGCUACUGUGCACCAGAGAGCACUGCCACCUCAAGAUCUGAGCCGCUGAGCUGGAGAAUCACCAUCGUUGGAUGCUAUAAGCUUGGGUCCACCGGCUCUGUCUCAAUGCCUCCCACCUCGCCUCGCCUCCGUAUUCCCGUCGAUUGUUGAAGCUCAACCUCAGGUACCGCCAUUAAUGGCUGCUUCAACGCCCCUGGAGAAACAAGGCGUACCUCCGGCCAAAAGACACAAUCUGAAUCUGCAGUGCCCCGAAUCUCGUCGCCCUGUUUCUAUUAAAACGCCGUCGGAAACAAAGCAGCUCGUGGCUCGUCGUUGGCUCCACCAGCCACCGCCUGAAUCACCCAAACUGCCGCUCGUCGUCAACGGUCAGCCACCCACCGGUCCUCCAACUGGUCAGUCGCUGUUCGAGCCCUCACACUCUACUGACGCGACCCAGGAAAACUGCGCUUGGGAACUCCUUGAGUCUCACCAUUAAUGGUGGCUUGGGGCUUAGGAAAGGUAUGUUUCAGGGCUCGGUCGAUCGUCCACCGCAGGCUAGCCUUUCCAGCUGCCCUCGCCCCGCUGCAGCGUCCACCGCCAACCCCGGUCAGCGGUCGACCUGCACUGCUUGGCCGUGGUGGGAUACUUCGCCUGGCUCUCCACGAUAUGCCCGGAUGCUCCUCGCUCGGCCGAGAAGCAGACCACGUACAGAGGGUCAGAAAUCCAGAAUGAAAGGGGGGGUUAGCAGUCAGAGAUGGAGACGUUGUGGACUGAGUAGACGGAGAGGAAGGCUGAUGUCUUGGUCCCAGGACGAAACCGCCAGCUUGCUGAUGGGAGAGCCGACUGCAACAACUCAAUGAUGCUGUAUACUUUGGAAUGAAAUGACGUGGUUAUGUGGCUACCACUUGCCCACUACGAGUGAAGUACAAUGGACCACAAUAGUCAAUGGUCUUCUGAAAGUUAAAAAAGGGCCCAAUUGGAUUGCUGGAUGCUAUCCAUUUCAGUGAAGCCCACCAAUAUAUUUGAGUCCAUCAAAAGCUAAGUGUUUCUCUUUAAUUUUUAUAUUAUUUAUAUUUAUUUAAAUCAUUUCUUUUUGUCGGGCGAAUGUCAAACUAUCACACAAUUAUGAUCAAAUGCCUAGUAGACUGAGACUUGAGACCCAUCACUAGGAUUUAAAGCCUGACCAAGUCAGACACAAAGCCCCGACCAAGUCGGGCAUGAAGACCGGUCUUAGUCAUUCCAAGAAUGACGACCGUUGUGUACGAAUGGCUCACACAUCCACUCUACUAAGUAUUUUAUCAUUACAUUAGCAAUUCACAUUUCCACUUUUUUAAAGUGACGAACUCCCGAUCGGAAACAUAAACCCCAAGAAAAUUUUUUAUGUAUGUUAAAUGUGUAGGCACGAAGAUGACUUUACUCAUUUUCACCUCAUCUCCACUCGCCUCAAGGACUGGGGGACUGGGGGACUGAAGGGUCAAAGUUUCUGGAUGAGCAAAAAAUAUCACGCAAGCGGAGGAAUGAAAGUUGAGUCGGAUGAAGAGGAGCUGAGCUAGACAAAAUUGAUUAUGUCUUAUGUCGGAGGGAUCUUACCUUCCUUGUUUCAUGUUGGGGGUGCUAGGUGUGCUCUUUUCCCCUUUAUUAGGAUUUUUCCCACUGGUUUUUUUCCUAGUAAAGGUUUUUAACGAGGCACCUCGCCAUCAUGGACAAGGGUGGUGGUCCCCCGGCCGAAGAGGAAGAAAUCAAAGAUAGAAGAACGUUGCAGAUGCAAUUAUGGACUACUCCCUUUCACCUCGAGUACUCUUGGCUCAGGGAGUGGGGGACUCCUGAUGGAGUAUAUGGACCCAGACCACCCGUCCUGCCGACUAUUGGGCCCAGAAAAUGGCCCACCUACGCUCAGUAGAUAGCAUUUAUAUUAUUGUACAUUAUUAUUAUUCGGGUGUACUAGAUUAGCUUUUUAUACUAUUUGUCCAUUUAUGUAACCGGGUCUGUCAGGUCCGUAUCAGAGGCCCAGACCCGGAUUUCCCUAUAUAUACUCCUUAUAGGAGGCUUGUAAAGGACACACAAUUCACAUUCAUACACAAUACGUCUUCUCUUCUCCUUCCUUCUUGU
Cuscuta europaea is the source of this 2346-nucleotide messenger RNA. NCBI's taxonomy places the organism in Eukaryota, Viridiplantae, Streptophyta, Magnoliopsida, Solanales, Convolvulaceae. The record is from the annotation of a GenBank genome assembly.